CGGCAGAAACCGUGGCGGCUCGUAGCGGCUUCACAUCGAUUCAUGACUCGACGUCGCCCAUCCCCAGUGACGGACAUCGCAUAUAAGUGACGGACAUCUACAUAGUCACGCUGCGUGACUCACGCAUAUACGGGAAGUGGGGUAUGUGUGGUGUGUAGUACACAGAUGAUACGGAUUUUGCAAUUGCAGUCGUUCCCGAGUAUUGUCUCGCUUUGGUGCUGUUGUUCGUAACGCUGUUUCGCCGACGGCUAUGCCAUUCUUCGUCCGUUUAAAGGCGAUAGGAAGCAAGUAAGAUCGCGCGAAUGAUAUUCGAUCGCGAGAACAACGACUCGUCGAUGCUCAACGUGCAUGCGCUGCCGUGGAAGGACAAUCCCACACAUUCGUGAAUGCAAUUCUACGUUAUCCGGGACACGUAUGACGGACAUUAACAGCUUCGUUUUACCUGCAUCUUGGCAAUAGGAAUUGGCCAGAUGAAGAUAAUGUCAGACGAUGAUGCUGCAAUGGACUCAAUGGAUACUGAGGAAGAGAUUUUUUGUCCUCGCACCCGUAGCUUGGAAUCAAAUGUCAGGCGAUCCAAGAACUUGCGCAAGCUGAGAUCGCAUUCUGGCUCUACAUCUCAUAUAAACAAUUUGAGUGUACGCCGCAGUACACGCAAUAGGAUGCAAACUUAUGACAACCUUAAUACGAGUUGGAUUUUAGGUACACAAACCUUAAAAGGAUAUCCAAUGUUUCAACAACAUGCUUCUUCCUCGGACAAAGAAAUAGAUGAUGUUCCUGGUAGAAAGCGUGAUCUCAGAGAUCGGAUGCCUUUGAGGUCUCGCGAAAAUCAUCCACCUAAUAAAAAUUCCACGAGACACAUUAGAGAUAGAACGGAACACGAGCGACAGAAUAGCAGGGAGCUCAGAGGUAGACUCAGAGCUAAUUCGGAAGUAGAACUUAAGGAGAAGGCAGAACAAGAGAAAAAUGUCAGUACAGAACAAACAAGACCGACGAACGAAGAAAAAGACACUAGGACCAGAAAAUCCGACAGUCCUAGCAGAUUUCGAGAAGGCCCUGUGACUAGACUGUGCGGUAAUGCAGUGGAAAAGAAUGAAAAGCCUAAGGUGGAGCAGGAUGAAGCAGACGACGAUAGUUCACGAGAAAGUGAAAAGCCAGAUAACAACGACAAUUCUGAAAACGAAGAUGGAUACGAGGAUAUGUACACGCGCAUUAAAAGAACAAGACGAACGACUCAACGACAAUUGCCAAGAGUAGAGGUAGACAGUGAUAUGAGCGAAUCCUCGGAUUCUCCCGGGCCUAGAAAAUACAGCUUACGUCAAAAAAAACCUACCAUAGAUAGAUUUCAAGCCAAUGUAGAACCAGUUCGGCGAUCUAUUAGAGCUCUUAGAAGUGUUCUCAGUAAUUCGAUGAGAAGGAGAAAACAUAGAACUAAAAGUACGAGUUCUAGCGAUUCCAGCGACUCUGAGCCUCAACGUUAUGACAAAAAGAAAAGCAAAAAAGCGAGACAAUCGACGAUACCGCAAGGUGGUCCACCAGAUCGAAAAGCUGACAUAUAUCCUAUCACCUUAGACACUAAUAUUAGAUUUAGCGACGUUGGGGGUUUAGAGUCCCACAUUCACUGCCUUAAGGAGAUGGUUGUCUUUCCUAUGAUGUAUCCGGACGUUUUCGAAAGGUUUCACAUUACCCCACCAAAGGGUGUCUUGUUUCACGGUCCACCAGGAACUGGUAAGACAUUGAUAGCUCGAGCGUUAGCCAAUGAGUGUAGUCAAGGUAACAAAAAGGUGGCAUUCUUCAUGAGGAAAGGAGCUGACUGUCUGUCAAAGUGGGUCGGAGAAUCGGAACGUCAAUUGAGAUUGCUGUUUGAGCAGGCUCAGCAGAUGAAACCGUCCAUAAUAUUUUUUGAUGAAAUAGAUGGUCUAGCGCCUGUCAGAAGUACUAAGCAGGAUCAAAUCCAUGCUAGUAUUGUGUCCACACUCUUAGCACUUAUGGAUGGUCUCAGUGACAGAGGAGAGGUUAUAGUUAUUGGUGCAACAAAUAGAAUUGAUGCCAUCGAUCCUGCUCUGCGAAGACCCGGCCGGUUUGAUCGUGAACUUUUCUUCCCGCUACCAGCCAUGAAGGAAAGAUUAGAAAUUCUAAAGAUCCACGUAAGUAAAUGGCAAAAUCCUCCGUCUGAUCAGUUGCUGGAGAUGUUGGCGGAAAAGGCUACUGGUUAUUGCGGCUCGGACUUAAGAGCCUUGUGUACCGAAGCAGUACUUCAAGGAUUAAAGAGAACCUAUCCACAAAUUUAUAUGACAGAUGACAGACUACUGCUGGAUCCGGAGAGAGUCGAAGUGCAAAAACGUGAUUUCAUACAAGCAAGUUCUAUUCUUGUGCCAUCAUCACAUAGAGUUGCACCAUGCGCAGGAAGAAAACUGCAACUUUUUAUGAAACCACUAUUAGGACCUCCACUUGAAGAGUUAAUUGUAUUAGUGAAAGGAAUAUUUCCUCAAGGUGUAAAUCCCGCCAUGGCAAAAGUGAAACAUGCUAAAGGUAUUCAUCGCCCAAGAGUACUAAUUUCUGGUGGCAACCUGUCCGAAGGUCAAGGACCUCAUUUAGCGCAAGCACUGUUAUAUUGUAUGGAACAUCUGCCUGUUCAAAUCUUAGAUGUCAGCACGUUAUUUGCAGAAAGUGCUCGAUCACCAGAAGAAACUUGUGUGCAAGUAUUCAAUGAAGCUGCUAGAAACGUCCCGUCCAUAAUUUACAUUCGGUCGAUCGACCAAUGGUGGCCUCUCGUACCGGAGACAGUGAAAGCAGUCUUUCUGUGCCGUAUCGCAGCGCUAGAUCCUUCAUUGCCGAUUUUAAUUCUCGCCACGAGCGAUGCGACGUAUCAAGAUCUCCCUAACCAGUUAAAAAGUUUGUUCAGCGAGUUACGCGGUGAAGUGUACUCCAUGAAGACACCCACUACCGAGCAAAGAAUGAAAUUCUUCCGACCUAUAUUUAUGAUUCAAAGCGUAAGGCAACCACGGAUCAAAAGCAACAAAGUAGACGUUUUAGAAACACUGCCACUAGCACCAGACCCGCUGCCAAAGAAACUGACGGAAGAGCAGAAACAAAUCAUGUACGAGAAAGACGAAAUCUCGCUGAGAGAAUUACGAAUUUUUCUCAGAGAAAUUUGCUCCAAACUGGCGAGAAAUCGACAAUUUUUCAUGUUUACGAAGCCGGUGGAUACGGAGGAGGUGCCGGAUUAUAACCUGAUAAUAAAACAACCGAUGGACUUGGAGACGAUGAUGACGAAAAUCGACAUGAAUUGUUAUCUGUGCGCUCGUGAAUUUCUCGACGACAUUGAUCUCAUAUGCAGGAACGCUCUGGAAUAUAAUCCGGACAGCUUACGUGAUAGGCCUUCCCUCGGGAUAUUAAAGAGGGAUCCCGCAGACAAGCUGAUAAGACAUCGGGCAUGCUCUUUGCGCGAUAAUGCUUACGCUUUAAUAAAAGCUGAGCUGGAUUCCGACUUCGAGGACAAGUGUCGCGAAAUUUCCAAGAACCGUCGAAUUUUAGAAAAUAAUUGUAACAACGAGAGUGAGAGUAAAACCAUAAAGACGGAAUCUACUUCUACGAGCGAACGAACGGAAAAGAAGGAUUCCAUAAAUUCUAGUCAUUCUCUUGUCGUAAACGGAAAGAAAUUUGGUAGUUCAAGGAAACGUAAGAUACCAGCUUGGGCACGCGGUUACGUGAAAAAAGUCCAGAAGAAGAAGAAGAUCGCUUUCGAUGAAAACGUCACCGAAGUGACAAGUAAAUCAUGCAAUGAAACCACUAGUAUCGAUUUAGAAAAGUUCCAAGAAUUCGAGACGGAGGCUCAUAAUGUUCUAAACGGGCACAUAGGAUUGUAUGAUAAUACCGAUUCGGAGAACGACUCGCAAAAUGAAAAUUCGAAAGAGACGCAGGGGAGCCAAAAUGAUUCUAUAAUGGAUCAACGGAUAGAUAAUCUCGAUCAUACAGAGUUAUCUUUCGCGAACGAAGAGAAAACUGUUGGAAAUGGCGACUCAAAUUCCUCGUCUCGACGCGAAAGCAUGGACGAGUUGUCGUUCGCGAUCGAAAGCGAUUCUAGUCGAGAGAAAAUUGAAGAGAACGAGAAGAUUAUAAUCGACAGGAAUGAGCUCGAAAACGCAUGGCACUACACAGUCGAAACAACGGAAAACUUUCCCGUCGAAGUGCUGUGCGAUAUUUAUGUGCAACUAAGUAGAUGUGUUGGAAAAUAUGUUCACAUCUACGAUAGAAAAUCACUGCCAAAGGACUUGCUCAAGGAAAUGGAAAAGUUUGCAGAGUACAAGACGCAACGUUAUUAGAGUAUAGUACGCAAAUACAGCAUUCAAUGACAAAAUGCAGUAUGUUGCUAAUAUGAGACGAAACGUGCUAUGUAAAAUCAUGCCACCGUAAAUAUCUUUAGCGACGAGUCAGAUCGUUUCUUUUGUAUAUUUAUACUGAACGCAAAGCCGAAUUAUCACUGUUAUAUGAAUCGAAUCUUUGGAACAGUAUAUUUUUUUGGUUAUAUUAUACUGCCAAGAGCUUUACGUAAAUAACAGCACGUAUAUGCAACAAUCGCAUUUGUUAUGUAAGAUAGCGGAUAAUUAAUUCAUUAAUUUUAGUUCAAGAUUGAAUUUCGCAUACUUAAUCAGAUUGAUUUUCUUUUUGUAUAUACUGUAAAACCGCUGUAAAUGAUAAACUCGAACAUUUGAUAUUUCGUAUAAAGUAUCGUUGCGAUUUUCCAAUACGAGUAAUAAGAAAGAACGAACUAUGUUGUUUAUUAACACACAUCGUUAUUACUUGUAAUAAUUAUUUAGACAAUUUUUGUUUUAGAGAAAAUUUCAACUUGCUUCUGUGCAUAUUAUAUUUCUUUAUCUUCAUUAUAUCAUUGCUAUCAUGACAUUAUCAUUUUAUUGUCAUCUUCAUCAAACAAAAUAAUUACAUUAUUACUAUUACGUUAA
Messenger RNA from Odontomachus brunneus, 4961 nucleotides. RefSeq names its product ATPase family AAA domain-containing protein 2-like. The record is from RefSeq and is a predicted model, not a curated record. Gene Ontology annotation, cellular component: nucleus. Gene Ontology annotation, biological process: positive regulation of transcription by RNA polymerase II. Bases 471 to 4322 code for a protein of 1283 amino acids. NCBI's taxonomy places the organism in Eukaryota, Metazoa, Arthropoda, Insecta, Hymenoptera, Formicidae. The transcript is spliced from 16 exons. Gene Ontology annotation, molecular function: ATP hydrolysis activity; chromatin binding; ATP binding.